This is a messenger RNA of Parnassius apollo (apollo), 468 nucleotides long. NCBI's taxonomy places the organism in Eukaryota, Metazoa, Arthropoda, Insecta, Lepidoptera, Papilionidae. The record is from the annotation of a GenBank genome assembly.
AUGGUGAUUUUUAUAGAAGAAGUUCGGAAACACGAAUGUUUGUGGAAUCCAACAUCCCCAUAUUAUAAAGAUUCAGAAAAAAGAGAAGACUCCUGGCGCGCCAUUAUACAAACAACAAAGAUGGAAAACACCAAAGUAGCGAAAAAUACUUGGAAAAAAUUGCGAGACAUCCAUAGGGAAGCCUUAAUAAGACAGAAGGAUGGAAAAAGUGGUCAAGCUGCCAACAACACGCGUCUUUGGAAAUUCCAGAAAAUUAUGGAAUUCCUUGUUCCAUACAUGCAAAAUAGGAACACAACUGAAUAUUAUUCCCAAGAUAAUUCACAGGUGUCUCAAGAAAGUAAUCAUACUCAAGUUUCGGAAUUGGACGAGGACAACUUUGAAGUAGAAAACGAAAAUGAAAACCGCCAAUCUUCUAAUAUAACUGCUGCAAGUUCCGAAACCACGUCACAAAAUACAAGCACACUUUAA